This is a messenger RNA of Heteronotia binoei (common prickly gecko), 5715 nucleotides long. RefSeq names its product potassium two pore domain channel subfamily K member 5 (gene KCNK5). Gene Ontology annotation, biological process: potassium ion transmembrane transport; stabilization of membrane potential. Gene Ontology annotation, cellular component: membrane. Lineage: Eukaryota; Metazoa; Chordata; Lepidosauria; Squamata; Gekkonidae. The transcript has 5 exons. Bases 274 to 1728 code for a protein of 484 amino acids. Gene Ontology annotation, molecular function: potassium ion leak channel activity. The record is from RefSeq and is a predicted model, not a curated record.
GGGGGUGGAAGGACGACGGGAGCCGACAGACAGAUAUAGCUUGGAGGUGGAGACGGUGGGAGGAGAGCGAAAGGGAGAGGAAAAUAAAAAGGGGCCAGAGGAGGAGGAAGGGGUGGGAACCCAUGGCAGGGCAAGGAAAGUGAGAGUGUGUGUGGCUUUCUAUUUUCUCCAGAGGGAGUUCAGAUCUUCUCCUUCCCUUCCUCCCGUCCCGAGGCAUUUCCAAGCAGCUCCUUCCUUUUCGCUAUUGCUGAGCGUCCCCCGCUGGGCACCACCAUGGUAGACAGAGGUCCCCUGCUGACGUCCGCUAUCAUCUUCUACCUGUCCAUCGGGGCAGCUAUUUUUGAAGUCCUGGAGGAGCCUUACUGGAGAGCAGCCUCGGAUGAGUACAAAUCCAAGAAAACGCAGCUCCUGAAAGAGUUUCCCUGCCUGGGCCAGGAGGGGCUGGAUAGGAUCUUAAAGGUCGUAUCAGAAGCUGAUGGGCAAGGGAUCUCAAUUGAUGGCAAUGACACUUUCAACUACUGGAACUGGCCAAAUGCUGUCAUCUUUGCUGCUACUGUGAUUACAACCAUUGGAUAUGGAAAUGUUGCUCCUAAGACUCCGUCUGGGCGGCUUUUCUGUAUAUUCUAUGGACUCUUUGGUGUUCCUCUCUGCUUAACAUGGAUCAGUGCUUUAGGCAAGUUUUUUGGUGGACGUGCCAAGAGGCUAGGUCAAUUCCUGACAAAGAGAGGAGUAAGCUUGAGAAAAGCACAAAUUACAUGCACAGCCAUUUUCAUCAUCUGGGGAGUCCUAGUCCAUCUGGUUCUUCCACCCUUUGUUUUUAUGGCGACUGAAGGCUGGAGUUAUAUUGAUGGGCUAUACUUCUCAUUCAUCACUAUUACCACCAUAGGAUUUGGAGACUUUGUUGCUGGUGUGAAUCCAAGUGUCAAUUACCAUUCCCUGUACAGAUACUUUGUGGAGCUCUGGAUAUACCUGGGGUUAGCUUGGCUUUCUCUCUUUGUUAACUGGAAAGUCAGUAUGUUUGUAGAGGUUCACAAAGCAAUAAAGAAGCGAAGGAAAAAAAGGAAGGAGUCUUUUGAAAAUCACCCUCCUACCAAAAAAGCUCUUCAAAUGUCUAACACAAAAGAUGUGAACAUUUUCAGCUUCCUUUCUAAGAAGGAGGAGACCUACAAUGAUCUCAUCAAGCAGAUUGGGAAGAAGGCUCUGAAAACAAACAAUGACAGACACCUAAAAGCAGAGCAAGCUAUACCAGCCUUGCAGCAUGGCAGCACGGAUAUGAAGGUGAUGUACACAAAGAACAAGUUAUUUGACUAUGAUGAAGUUUCUCUGAAUCUCCAAAACUGUCAUGUCAUGAGGCAUCUGGCUGACAAGCAUGUUGGGAAUAGCCCAGUUGAGGGAUCUGUAUUUGUAAAUCAACUAGACCGAAUCAGUGAGGAAGAAGGAGAAGCAUGGGAUUCCAGGGAUUAUCGACCCUUGAUCUUUGAAAAUGCCAAUAUAACAUUUGUAAAUGAGGAUGAUGAUGAAGAUGAGGAUCUUUCAGAUGAUGAGGAAACAUCAAAGUCUUCUAUGGAUGACAAUCUUGCAGAGGAUCCUGAGAGUCCUAAAAACCUGGUGAAAUUUCCAUCCUCUGAUGAGUCUACCUUUACUAGUAAUGAACUAGAGGUAUCUGUACCUUAUGAGCAGCUAAUGAAUGAGUACAACACAGUGAAUAAUUCAAAUGCUGCAACGUGAAGAAGUGAAUGUCUAGGCACUGGUUUUCUGAAAAUCAUUUUAUGCAGAUUAUGAACAGAUAAGCAUGGGAGCAGGAAUGUAUAUCAUGUUCUGGCAUUUUCUACUGCCAUAACCUUCCUUAUGCAAACUGAAAACAUCCAAUGACUGAAUGUUAUCUGCAAUUAUUUAUCAGCUUUGGUUACCCACUGUGAAUUGACAGUUUAAUGUGUGGGUUCCUCUUCCUUCUUAAGAGGUUUUGAGAAGUCAGGAAGAAAAACCUAAAGUUAUCACUUGGGAUUUAUUCAGUAUUUGUUUCCUUCUUGGUGAAGAAUGAAGCUCUAAUACUGCAAUCAGACUAAUUUGGGUCACUGGUUACUGCCUUAAUCCUUCAGCUCUGAAAAAAUACUGAACAGAGGUGAUGCCCAGGCACAAAAUGUUAGUGGUAUUGCCCUUGCUGCACAUUCCAAAUUCCCUAUCAUACAAUGAUAUUUCCAUUCUCUCUUAGAAGGGAUGCUGUGAACUGGAAGAGUAAAGUAUCCUGAAAGUUAAGUUCUGCCAGCUCAGUUUACUAGUUUGCUUGAAAGUUGUUUUAAAAAAAAAAAACUGGCGUAAAAUUCAAAGCUGAUUUAUCGAGGGAGUAUACCUUCUACUAAAGACACUACCUGUCGGUAAACUCUCAUCAUGAUCAUGGAAAGCACACUGAAAUGAACAUCAGAGUAGUAAUAAAGAACAGUGUGAGAAGAUGUGUGGAGGACAAAUUUAAAAAUGAAGAAAUGCACAAUGACAAACUUGGUUUUGCAUUGGAAGUGCCCUUUCACGGUCCAUACUCUAGAGGAAAUACUUGAAUAAACUUUAUAUGCUAGUGUCUCUAUGUGAAGUUUAGUGAUGCUGCAUUUUUUAAUGUUUUUUUAAUAGCAAAACACAGCCCGAAUUGCUUAAUUUCCACCUCAAGGGUCUAAGAGCUGCUUUAAUGUCCUUUGUACAUGUUCUGUUCAAUGGCUGUACUCCUAAAAUUCUUUAUUUCUCCUGCCCUCUCAACUCUAAUUGGUAGUUUAAAUCAGAUUAGAUAGUAAUUUUAAAUGAUUGCAUAUUUUCCCGUAAGUUUUUACAAUGAUGUUCCACCCUAGGCAUUGUCAAGGAAGUAAUUAACUCUGUGGCUAGUGUUCCUUUUGAGAAGCUGAGAACUGAAAUGGAAGAACUCAUGGGUGGAAAGCCCUGGAGUGACAAAUUUAAAACACUAUUAUUUGGGCAAAAAAUGGCCAAAUGGAAUUUUGCAAUAUGCUCUUGUACAAUUAAGUAUACUCAGAACUAUAUUGACUCCUGCUUGGCUUCAGAAUUGUUGGCGUGGAGGUGCUCUUUUUAAGAUGCCUCCAAAAAAUCAUACACUCCUUUACAAAAAAAAUCUCCUCAAAAGGACACCUUGAAGACAUUUGCUGCCAUAAAAAAGAUUUCUCUUCAUUUUUGUUCAAAAAUUUUGUACUGUACAUGCAAGGAAAUUAGCAAAAAAAUGAGCCAUUUGGUUCUAUGAUAUGCUUUCUUAGUGAGAAAUUAUUAUCUUGGGCUUGUGUUAUCUUGGGCAUGGGCUGAAAUGCAACCCAAAUUGUGGUGGCCAACUGGGAGGCUACUGUUACACUUGGAGCCCCAGUGGCUGCCCCCCCCCCACACUAAACUUUCAUCAUCAAAUAACUUCUAAGGUGGCAUUCUGUCUAUAGCUUUAGCAUUUUUCUGAUUCUAUGGCAGAUAAUACACUGUGAGUUCUAAGCUGUACCGUCUUUUGUUUUGAAAGUGCCCAUCCUCUUAGUAGAGAUAAAUUCUACAAAGCUGGUGUUCUGGUGUGUCUUCCAUGACUGGAAGGCUUAAAAGGUUUCUCUCUGCUGCACUAAAAGAGAAGGGGCUUAUUGGUGCACAAAAGACAGUUAUAGGAACAACUGCUAAUUGGCAUUUGUCUCAAAAUGUGGCUUCUCUUAUGUGUAGUUAUUUUAGUACUUGCAAAGCUGUGCUACAUAAACAGGCGGAGUUGAACUGUCAGAAGCCUGAAGCUGUGGCUUCCUCUAUAUUAAGCCUUGCCUCUGUAUCUAGAGAAUAGCUCACAUGACCUGUUUUGUUGAAAUACAGGUUCGAUGUUGCUCUGUAGACCUGAUAUGCAGGGUAUUUUUUAAAAGUGCCCUGAAUUUCUAAGAAGCUAGCCAUCUUUCAAGGAAACAAGAUCAGAUUUUCCUUGCGUAAGGCAGAUUCAACAGAUAGAAACAUGACCAGUAAAAUUUGCUGUAUUCAGUACAGUGCUCCAUUAAAGUCAAUAGGGACUUAUUCCCAUUCAAAAGUCUAAAACAUUGAUACACUCUUAUAUCUCUCUCAUAUCCAACAAUUCCACCAUGUGCCUUGUUCUGGAUGAAAUUUAGCUGUUUGUGUCUUAAGAGUGGCAACACAAAACAUAUAGAUAUUAUUUAUUGAGACUUGGCUUUUAUUAGCUGCACAAGCCUUACAUUUACCCUUUACUUUUGGAGUGAGUUUUAUCUGUAUAAUUAAAUGAUUAGAGAAUUCCUGAAGCUUGUUGAAAACUGAGCUGCCUUCACAAUCUACUUGGGUAUAAGUACUGUCUUCCAUGUGUCGAAGAAGAGCUGCAGUUUUCUUAGUCUGAAUCAACUCUUUUUCUCUACUUUGCAUAUGAUGAAGUAAACAUUGCUGGGAAAACCCCAACAUUUGAAGUGCCUAGAUGUCCUGGCUACAUUUCAGGAAGGAUUUGUAUAAUGUGAAACCAUUCAAGCAAACUGAAGGUUUAGGUUUGACCAUUCUGUGUCUCCCCUCCCCAUCCCCAGUUUAUAGUUUUAACUGUGGAUAACUAUCUCUGCUUUGUGUUGAUGUUAAAUUGUUUAGCCAUUUGUAGGUGGGUUUUUUUUUAAAAGACAGCUGCUAAUUUUGAAAAGCAACAGGCCCACCAUUAUGCCCUCAAGUGUUUUGGGGGUGAGGGUUGAGGGAGAGGACUUUGGUACACCAAGCUGUGGUCCACUGUAUCUGAGCUGCUCUUUCAUUCUGGGUUCUUGUAUCACUGCUAUUGUCUUCAGAACAGCAUGAUAUACUCACAGAAUCUCCUCAGCUCUGUACUAUGAGGAGGGGGUUAAUUGCAGGAAUUGGACUGAAAGACAAGUGAUUCUUGUUAUGUGAUAGCUUAUAAUAAUGUCACAUGGUGAGAGUUGGCUACAUAUGGGGUGCCAUUCCUGGGGCUAAUUUCCAUAGCAUCUGCAUUCAGUAAUUGUAUUCAAUUACAUUCAGUAAUUCAGCAAGGCAAAAGUUUGCUGUUGGGGGGAGGGGUGUACCACUCAGUCACAUCAUUACUGCAUGAUUACUGAAUGUGUCUAGUACAGAAUUGGCAUGCAAAAAAAGUUGACCUUACAUGCACAGCAGAAUAAUUGUUAAUUUUCUUUUAAACUGGCCCCCUCAAAUGAAUCCUUGAAACAUUGCUUACCCAGCUGGUCACAUGAUCGAUUCAAUAUAGUAGUACAAAACUGUUAAAGCAAUACUUUAGAAAGAACCCUCUUAUUUUGAAGGCAUGAUUGACUAUAUUUUUUGCAACAAACAUCUCAAACAUGAAGCAGUAAUAAGUGUUUAUUGAUUUCUGUCACCCUGAAUGUGGCUUAUUUCAUCCUUUAGUUUAUUCGAAUGAGCAAAUAAAAAUAUGCCAGUGUCUUCUCUGAACAUGGAAGCAAAAAGCAAUGGCUGGUAAGACUUUGGGCCCUAAGAGUAUCCCUGCAGCUUGACUCCAUAUUUUUCAUGCCUUCUUCACUGCACUGAACUUUUAAAAUGAGGGUCUCCAUCUUUCACAUUGUUCUUGAAUUUUGUAUAGCCCUGAUCUCAUCUGUGUCACUCCAUCACUUGAGCAGAUACAACUGUGUCUUCGUCUGUUCUUUUAUUUGCUGAUUUUGUCACUGGAAUCACACUGUAUGUAAAUAUUAGACCAUGCAAAAUGUAAUUUAUUUUAACUUUUUUCCCAAUAAACUUUUUUAAAUAAAA